AUGUCCCACCACCACGGGCAUGGAUGUCAUGCUCCUGCCAGUGUCGACUAUCCCCAGACCAACUAUGGUACGGGAGCGAAGUGGAUCAAACACUUGACCCAAGGCCGUUUGGGCACUUUCAACGGCGGUCACUACGCGGAUGUUAACCUUUCGCAAGUCCUGUACCACCAUCGCGUCGAUGAUUCUGCCUACAUCAAGCUUCAGGUCUGGAGCGCGCCGGGCCUGUCGAAGCCGUCGUUCGAGGAGGCUAUGAAGCAGAAGUUCAAGCCGGCCAAGAAGGGAGAUUCAUUUGGACCAUCGUGUACGUCCUACAUCUUGUACUCUGCAUCACAUAAGUUUGACGGUUUGGUCAGGGUCGAGUUUGACCCCGACUGUGAGGCGAUGAUCUUCACCACCGAUGGCACACCCCUGCAGGGCAUCACAGGCGGAUGGGGCGGCGAUCGUCGCGUCGAAUUCAUCCUUCCGUCCGAAGCGCGCAAGGCCCGGAAGCUCGACUUCAUCGUCGAGUCGUCCUGCAACGGCAUGUUUGGUAUUCCCUGGAACGGCGACACCAUCGAGCAUCCCGACAUGAACAGGUACUUCCGGCUCGCGACGGCCGACCUGGUAGUGCCAAACCAAGACGCGUGGCAGCUCCUAUGGGACUUCACGACCUUGCGCGAGAUCUCCGAGACGCUGCCCGGCAAUACAUCCUUGCAGAACAAGGCCCUCGUCACCGCGAACACGAUCAUGAACACAUUCGACAAGGACGAUCUCGGGAGCAUUGCUAGUUCGCGUAAGCUCGCAGAAGCGGUGUUUGGCGAGGGAUGGGCCAAUAAGGGCGACAAGAUAUACGAGGAAGGCGCGGAGGAAGCGACCAUUUGGGGCAUUGGCCAUUGCCACAUCGAUACUGCUUGGCUCUGGCCUUACCGAGUGACGCAACAGAAGGUUGCGCGUUCCUGGUCCACACAGGUCGAUCUAAUGGAGCGAUACCCCGAGCACCGCUUUACCUGCUCGCAGGCGCAGCAGUACAAGUGGCUCGAGCAGCUCUACCCGCCGCUGUUCGAACGUGUCAAGACGCAGGUCCUCGCGGGGCGCUUCCAUCCCGUCGGCGGAUCGUGGGUCGAGAAUGACUCGAACAUGCCGAGCGGCGAGGCUCUUGCGCGCCAGUUCAUACUCGGCCAAAGGUAUUUCGAGAGCAAGUUCGGGAAGAGGUGUGAGACGGCGUGGUUGCCAGACUCGUUCGGUUUGACGGGCGCGCUACCGCAGUUGAUCCGCCAGGCUGGCAUGAAGUACUUCUUCACGCAGAAGCUGAGCUGGAAUAACAUCAACACAUUCCCGCAUUCGACGUUCAACUGGGUCGGCAUUGAUGGAACGCAGGUCCUUUGUCACAUGACACCCGUCGACCAACUGAUGAGCGUGUUCGUAGAUACGUAUACAGCUCAAGCCACUGUAGGCGAUGUCAACAAGGGUGUCACCAACCAUAAGAACCUCGAAUCCUCGGAUGUCUCGCUGCUCGUUUUCGGUAAUGGCGACGGUGGAGGAGGCCCGCUCGCCAAGAUGUUGGAGAAUCUCCGUCGCAUGCGUGCAACCUCAAACAACUCGCGCGAAAUUCCGCCUGUCAACAUGGGGCACUCGGUUGAUGAGUUCUUCGACGUCGUUGCGAAGAAGUCCGAUGCCGGAAAGAAGCUGCCCAACUGGAACGGAGAGUUGUACCUUGAAUUCCAUCGGGGGACCUACACCUCACACGGCUCUAUCAAGAAGGGCAACCGCAAGUCCGAAAUCUUGUUGAAGGACGUCGAAUUGCUGACGACACUUGCGUCGCUGUACAAGUUCCACAAGCGUGACUACGUCUACCCGAAUGAGAAGAUCAACGAUUGUUGGGAGAAGGUCUUGUUGAACCAAUUCCAUGAUGUGCUCCCGGGUUCUGCCAUUGGAAUGGCCUAUGAGGACGCCGAGAAGCUGUAUGCCGAAGUCCGGAAGGAAGGCACGCAGCUCCUCGAGGAGGCAUGGUCGGCCAUCUUCCCCGAGUCGUACCCAUUAUCCAAGACCGCUGCUCUGAGCAGACGUGGGACCCUCAUGGGUUUCAACACUACGCAUCUUGCUCGGCGCGACGUCGUCAAGGUCCCUCUCACCUCUGGUGCGGCCAAGCUGAAAGCGCAAGUCGUUCAAGCUUCGAAGGACGGAAGCUAUGGCUAUGCACUGAUGGACUGCUCGGAGGGAGGCCAGUUGGCGGCGUCGUCAGGCCUGUUCGCCGACUGCAUGCCAGUCUCCGUCUUCACGAAUGGAUCGGGUCAUUUCGUGUUGCGGAACUCCAGUGUGCAGCUUACCAUCUCAGAGGGCAGGAUCUCCAGCUUGCUAGAUGUCGAACUCGGCCGUGAGCUCCUGACCUCGGGUCAGACUGGUGGACUCGUCAUUUUCCACGACAGACCGAACUACUGGGACGCAUGGGAUGUCGAGAUUCACCACCUUGAGACUGUUCAACCGCUUGAGUUCUCCAACAUCUCUGUCGUUGCAGAGGGUCCUCUGCGAGCUUCGAUCAAGUCUGAGAUCAAGUACCGCCAGAGUACCAUCAAUGUGACGAUCUCCCUCGACGCUAUCACUGCAUCGAUGAAGAAAGACUCGCGUUCGACGUUCGUAUUUGAUGCCGUCGUGGAUUGGCAUGAGAAGCACGAGUUCCUGAAAUUCGAGCUCCCGCUCAACCUUCACAAUGACAUGGCGACCUAUGAGAUGCAGUUUGGAUAUGUGCAGAGGCCUACGCACAACAACACGACUUGGGAUAUGGCGAAGUUUGAAGUGUGUGGUCAUAAGUACGCCGACCUGAGCGAAUUCGGUUAUGGCGUCGCUAUCCUGUCUGAAUCUAAGUAUGGUUUCUCUUGCCGUGGAAACGUCCUCCGCAUCUCUCUUCUGCGAGCGUCUACGGCUCCUGACGAGAACCAGGACCAAGGGAUACAUGAGUUCUCGUGGGCCGUCAUGCCACAUGCUGGUCACUUCCUGGAGUCAGAUGUCCCGCAAGCAGCGCAGUUGUUCAAUUCACCUUUACACAUGCGCUUCGUGGCAGAGAGUGGAGUUCAAUCCCCGAUGCUUCUCAAAACACCGCCCUUCGCAGUGGAGGGGGCUCGGAACGUUUUCCUGGAGACCGUGAAGCGCGGAUUAGACGAUCAAUUCGAUUCUAAGAGCGGGCCGACGACGGUGGUUCUGCGGAUUUACGAGGCAUUCGGUGGUCAUGCCCAAGCAUGGUUGAAGAUUGCUAAAAACAUCCCAGUGUCCAAAGUUUUGGCGACUAACUUGCUUGAGGACGAGGAAGCAGAGCUGUCCUUCUUUGACGCUGAAGAUCACGCACACCAUGCCGUGAAGCUCAACUUUCACGGCUUCGAGGUCAAAACGAUCAAGAUUGUCCUGGGCCGAUCUGACACCCAUGCUGUCAGUGAAGGCCCCGAUAACUGGAUCACAAUCGACAAACCGUCCUCGGUCUAA
This is a messenger RNA of Fomitopsis serialis, 3453 nucleotides long. Its product is annotated as glycoside hydrolase family 38 protein. The transcript is spliced from 26 exons. The record is from RefSeq and is a predicted model, not a curated record. NCBI's taxonomy places the organism in Eukaryota, Fungi, Basidiomycota, Agaricomycetes, Polyporales, Fomitopsidaceae. Gene Ontology annotation, cellular component: fungal-type vacuole membrane. Gene Ontology annotation, biological process: mannose metabolic process; oligosaccharide catabolic process. The coding region runs from base 1 to 3453 and encodes 1150 amino acids. Gene Ontology annotation, molecular function: alpha-mannosidase activity; carbohydrate binding.